Phaeodactylum tricornutum CCAP 1055/1 is the source of this 1113-nucleotide messenger RNA. RefSeq lists its product with no specific name. Lineage: Eukaryota; Bacillariophyta; Bacillariophyceae; Surirellales; Neidiaceae. The record is from RefSeq and is a predicted model, not a curated record. The coding region runs from base 1 to 1113 and encodes 370 amino acids. Gene Ontology annotation, cellular component: catalytic step 2 spliceosome; nucleolus. The transcript has a single exon. Gene Ontology annotation, molecular function: ATP binding; mRNA binding; RNA helicase activity.
AUGCAACUGAAACCCGAUUUACUCAAGGGGAUUUACGCGUACGGAUUUGAAAAACCGAGCGCCAUUCAGCAGCGUGCCAUUCGACCCAUCAUUCGCGGCCGGGACGUGAUUGCCCAGAGCCAGUCCGGAACGGGCAAGACGGCCGUCUUUUCCGUUUCCAGUCUACAACUGUUGCAAGAGAAUUCACGGGAGUGUCAAGUUUUGAUUCUCAGUCCGACACGGGAAUUGGCGGAACAAACACAAAAGGUCGUGCAAGCCUUGGGUGAUUUCAUGAACGUGCAUUGCCACGCGUGUAUUGGCGGGAAAAGCCUCGGACAGGAUUUGAACGCGUUGGAAAAAGGAGGAAUUCAGAUUAUCUCCGGUACACCUGGACGUGUUUUCGAUUUGAUUCGACGGAACGCUCUGUCUCCCAACCAUCUUAAAGCCAUGAUUCUGGACGAAGCGGACGAAAUGCUCAACCGGGGUUUCAAAGAACAGAUUUACGAUAUUUAUCGGUUUUUGCCAGCAUCGACCCAGGUGGUUUUGAUGAGUGCCACGCUGCCCGCCAGCGUUCUAGACAUGACACGCAAGUUCAUGAACGAUCCUAUUCGCAUCUUGGUUCGGCGCGACGAGUUGACGUUGGAAGGCAUCCGACAGUUCUUUAUCAAUGUGGAAAAGGAAGAAUGGAAAUUUGACACACUCUGUGACCUAUACGAUACGUUGACGAUCACGCAAGCCGUAAUCUUUUGCAAUACGAAACAAAAGGUCGAUUGGUUGGCGGGGAAGAUGAAAGACAAGAACUUUACAGUGUCAGCCAUGCACGGGGAUAUGGAUCAAGGUGCACGCGAUGCGGUCAUGGAAGAGUUUCGCUCUGGAUCUUCGCGCGUGUUGAUCGCGACGGAUUUGUGGGGACGGGGUAUUGAUGUCCAGCAAGUCAGCUUGGUCAUCUGCUACGAUCUUCCAACGAACCGCGAGUUGUACAUUCAUCGGAUCGGGCGGUCUGGUCGGUUUGGUCGCAAGGGAAUUGCGAUCAACUUUGUCCGCGAAGAAGACACCCGACUACUUCGAGAUAUUGAGCAGUUUUACAGUACGCAAAUCGAGGAGAUGCCAACAAAUGUGGGUGAUUUACUGUAG